Messenger RNA from Cylas formicarius (sweet potato weevil), 1508 nucleotides. RefSeq names its product lysophosphatidylserine lipase ABHD12-like. Lineage: Eukaryota; Metazoa; Arthropoda; Insecta; Coleoptera; Brentidae. The record is from RefSeq and is a predicted model, not a curated record. Gene Ontology annotation, molecular function: monoacylglycerol lipase activity; phosphatidylcholine lysophospholipase A1 activity. Gene Ontology annotation, cellular component: endoplasmic reticulum membrane. Gene Ontology annotation, biological process: monoacylglycerol catabolic process; phosphatidylserine catabolic process. The coding region runs from base 369 to 1382 and encodes 337 amino acids. The transcript has 8 exons.
AUGAUUAACGCUUCCAAAGGAAAACAAUGCUUUUUCCUUCCUAUGCAUAGUAUGCAUAAUUGAAAAAUCUAUGCGCGGAAAAUUUCUGGAUAAUUGAAGAUUGGUGUAUUAUGGGACCUACACGCGUACUCCACAAAUCCUGGAAUUUACAGUCAAGAUCCCGAAAUCCUCAAGUCUCUGGUCCUUUCACAAUGUUUUGGAAGCGCAUUAUGUUCCUUUAUUUUCAAAAUUUGCACUUUGUGGACAAUGGCAGUGUUAUUAAACACGGCGAUAACAGAUUUCAGGGAUUUUGAGUAUGAGAUUAUAAAUGCGCAAUACUUUUCAAAUUAACACGCAAAAAGCAGAUAGCCAUUCAACGCAAACGGAUAAUGUUUUUGAUCUUUUUAUUUCUCAUUCUGUUGUCUUUCUUACUUGUGUUCGUUGUCCUGCCGUUGGUUUUCAUGCUCAGUAUCCGACUGCAGCAAUUGCUGAUAUUUACUCAUUGGAAUCAGCCACGUAAUAAAAGCUACUACGAAAAUUUUCGUUUUUCGGGACUGAAAAAUAGGUACGUCAUCGUCAAAGACGAUGAUGCCCAGCAAAGCUUAGCCCUUGGCUUGUGGCAGAUAUUGCCUAUUGAGUUAGCGAAAAUGGCAAUUCAUACUAGGAAGUUUGAUUAUGAUGAAGCUUUAAGAAACGGCAAAUACAGUGUGGUUUUGUAUUUUCAUGGGACAGGAGAAGAUCGUACCGACAAUACAAUGAAGUACCAAUUGCUGAGAUUAUUUUUCCAUGUGAUUGCAUUUGACUACAGAUGUUAUGGCGAUUCAACAAAUGGGGAAUUGUUUGAGCAAUCAGUAGUUAAUGAUUGCAUACAAAUUUUUCAAUGGGUUAAAAAUCACACCAACGCUCCAAUUUACAUUUGGGGACAUUCAUUGGGCACUGCAAUAUGUACCUCUAUGAUAUCGCAAUUAAACAGAAUUGGAGCCAUUAAAGGUUUGAUAUUGGAAGCUCCAUUCACUGAUUUAAAGGAUGAAAUUUACCAACACCCCUACGCGAAGUAUCUUGCCUGGUUACCGUGGUUCGAAGUAACUGUGAUCAGGCCAUUACUCAAAAAUGGAUUUGUUUUUGAUACCGCGAAAAAUAUAUUGAAUGUGGAUUGUCCAAUAAUGAUUUUUCACGCGGAAGAUGAUGAAGUUGUUCCUUAUUCAAUGAGUAAACAAUUAUUUGCGAUUGCCAAGACAAGAAAGUAUGGUAGACUGGCAAAUCUGACAUUUCUAUACAUAUUCAAUGAAUCUCUAAGGUACAACCACAUAUUUAUGUAUAGGGAUUCAUAUAUGUACUUUUAUAUAUUGAACUUCCUCAAAGAUUGCAAUGAAAAAAAUUUUUUAGGCUCACAUCAAAGUUAAGUGCGGCUGUGAUAUUACUUGAUCUACUUAAGCGAUACAGGCAUAAAAUGCCGACUUUAGGAUAUUUUUGUAAGGUGUACUGUUAGUUAUAAAAAUAUUUUCAAUAAAACAAUUAGGUUAUUGUUU